UGCCAUCCCCAACUAACAUACACUACUCACUACAUCCCUUCUUUCUCUGUCUUUCUUUUUCUAAACAAAUUCGGUAUAUAUAACAAUAAUUAACCAACCAUAACCAUGGCUUUGCCACCAACUAAUACACUCCAUUUUUCUUCUAAUUCAAAACUUCAAUUCGGCUCGAAUUGCUCCAAAAACACAAUCCAUUCAAUAAAUUCUCUUCUCCAACUCGACUCUCCUAAAAAACAAACCAAAUCCAUCACCAUUCCUUCUCCAAUUAAUAAACCUUCUUCUUCUCCUUUCAAUCUCCCUAAAAAAUCAUCAAAUUCUCAUCCUCUUCAAUGGAAUCCCAUUCAAAAAGCAACAGCAGUUGCCUUAGACAUGGUAGAAAACGCCUUAAACUCCUUUGAAAAUCAACACCCAUUACCAAAAACAGCCGACCCAUUGAUUCAAAUUUCAGGUAAUUUCGCCCCAGUUCCCGAACAACCUGUAAAAAAGAACCUUCCAGUAACUGGGUCCAUCCCAGAAUGUAUCCAUGGAGUCUACGUUAGAAAUGGAGCAAACCCACUUUACCAACCGGUAGCUGGUCACCAUUUCUUUGACGGUGAUGGAAUGAUUCACGCCGUCCAAUUCAACCAAGAUGGUUCAGUCAGUUACUCAUGUCGUUUCACUGAAACUAACCGUUUUAAACAAGAACGCGCUCUGGGUCGCCCCAUAUUCCCCAAAGCAAUCGGAGAAUUGCAUGGCCAUUCCGGAAUUGGCCGGCUUCUGUUAUUCUACACCCGUGCAUUGUGCGGUCUUAUAGACCAAAAUAAUGGAAUUGGAGUAGCAAAUGCUGGAGUUGUCUAUUUUAACCACAGACUUUUAGCAAUGUCCGAAGAUGAUUUACCAUAUCAAAUUAGGGUUACUCCUUCUGGGGAUUUGCAAACUGUAGAGAGAUAUUCCUUUAAUGGAGAAUUGAAUUCUACAAUGAUAGCUCAUCCCAAAGUUGAUCCAGUUUCCGGUCAAAUGUUUGCUUUGAGUUAUGAUGUAGUUAAGAAACCUUAUUUAAAAUACUUUUAUUUUAACCCAGAUGGGACUAAAUCCCCAGACGUUGAAAUUGAUUUUGAAGCACCAACAAUGAUGCAUGAUUUCGCAAUCACUGAGAAUUUUGUCAUAAUUCCUGAUUCUCAAGUUGUGUUUAAGCUUCAAGAAAUGAUUCGAGGUGGUUCCCCUGUUGUUUUUGAUAAAGAAAAGGUUUCCAGGUUUGGGAUUCUUCCCAAAUAUUCAUCUUCUUCAGAUGAAAUUCAAUGGGUAGAUGUUCAGGAUUGUUUUUGCUUUCAUCUAUGGAAUGCUUGGGAAGAACCCGAAUCUGAUGAGGUUGUUGUAAUCGGGUCUUGCAUGACUCCGGCUGACUCCAUUUUCAAUGAAUGUGAUGAGAAUCUUUCCAGUGUGUUGUCUGAAAUCCGGCUAAACAGAAAAACAGGAGUUUCAACCCGGAGAGAAAUUCUUCAAAAUUCAGAGAAAAUGAAUUUAGAAGCUGGGAUGGUGAAUAAGAAGAAACUUGGGAGGAAAACCCAGUUUGCUUACCUCGCCAUUGCUGAACCAUGGCCGAAAGUUUCGGGUUUUGCCAAGGUUGAUUUAAUCAAUGGAGAAGCUAAGAACUUCUGUUAUGGGGAAGAUAAAUAUGGAGGAGAACCUUUGUUUAUUCAUAAAGAGGAGAAUUCAGGACGAGAAGAUGAUGGGUAUAUAGUUGCAUUUGUUCAUGAUGAGAAAAACUGGGAAUCAGAGCUUCAAAUUGUGAAUGCCAUGGAUUUAGAAUUGGUUGCGACAGUUAAGCUUCCAUCAAGGGUACCUUACGGUUUUCAUGGCACUUUUAUAAGUGCUGAAGAUUUACAGAAACAAGCGUAGGAAAAAAAAAACAUGAAAUGCUGCCGUUACAGAGUAUGCAGCAGUAAAUUAUAGGUGAAGAUUUUAAUAAUUUUUUAAAAAGAGGAAAUCUACCAGAGGGAUAUUUACAGAUUUGUCCCCGGAGAUUCCUGCUUAAUUUCAUGAGAAUUGAAUGCUCGAAUUCCUCUUUUAGGAGGAGGGUUUUGAUUUUUUUUUUUUUGAUUUUGUAAAAAUAUGUAUAUUCACAGGGAAAGGUUUUGAGAGCCAGCUAGUAGCUUUUUGGACAUAUAAGUGAAGCUCAGCUGGUUUCUGUUGAUUCUUUCAUUCCUGUGCGUAAAUUAUAGACUUCUUGUUCUCCAAGAGUAAAUAGAAUUAGUUUUCAGUAAAAAAAAACAUCUUUGAUGCCUUGUGGA
Messenger RNA from Amaranthus tricolor (Joseph's coat), 2267 nucleotides. Its product is annotated as 9-cis-epoxycarotenoid dioxygenase NCED2, chloroplastic. Lineage: Eukaryota; Viridiplantae; Streptophyta; Magnoliopsida; Caryophyllales; Amaranthaceae. Gene Ontology annotation, biological process: carotene catabolic process. The transcript has a single exon. The record is from RefSeq and is a predicted model, not a curated record. Gene Ontology annotation, cellular component: chloroplast stroma. The coding region runs from base 106 to 1875 and encodes 589 amino acids. Gene Ontology annotation, molecular function: carotenoid dioxygenase activity.